This is a messenger RNA of Scylla paramamosain (green mud crab), 1804 nucleotides long. Its product is annotated as glutamate receptor ionotropic, NMDA 2A-like. Gene Ontology annotation, cellular component: membrane. The record is from RefSeq and is a predicted model, not a curated record. The coding region runs from base 223 to 1323 and encodes 366 amino acids. The transcript has 11 exons. NCBI's taxonomy places the organism in Eukaryota, Metazoa, Arthropoda, Malacostraca, Decapoda, Portunidae. Gene Ontology annotation, molecular function: ligand-gated monoatomic ion channel activity.
GCAGGCCAACUCAUCUUCACUGUGUCUUACUCUCGUCACUGGCACGUGGCAGCCGUUCUCCAUCGUGCAGAACAACGCGCCUCCCUACCAAGUGACAGGCAGCGCCAAGGAAGUGGUGGACAUCCUGGCGAAGCAGUUGGGUUUCUGCUACAGGCUGGUGAGGGCCUCGGACACGGACUGGGGAUCGAGCUGCCCAACGGAUCGUGGACGGGAUCACUGGGCAUGCUGAACAGAUGGGAGGCGGAUAUGUCAUCGUCCCUGUAUACGGUGUCCCAGGCCAGGAGCCGCGCCGUGGCCUUCAGCUAUCCCUUCACCGUGGACCAGUUUUCCUUCGGCUACGUGCGACCCGUCUUGAGGUCUGACGAGACGGGGUUCAUCAAGCCCUUGUCUCUUUCCGUCUGGGGACUACACCUAGCGGCGCUGGUGGUGGUGUUCAUAGCCACCUGCAUGAUCCACCUGUGCCACUCGUAUAUCCAGGAUACUCGGGAAGGAGAUGACGAGGGUAAAGGCUCCUCCCCUUGGUGGCGUCGGUGGUGGGCAGGAGUGACCACCAGCAGGGAGCUAUCUGGGCGCUGGGUGUACUCCGCUAUGCUGACUCAGUCGGUCCCGUGGAUACCUAUGGGAGAUGGGGUGCGCAUGGUAGCUGGGGUCUGGCUCCUCACUGCUUACAUCGUCACCGCCGUUUACCGCUCCAACCUGGUGGCCACGUUGGUGCUGCCCAAACUGCAACUCCCCUUUGACAGCCUGGAGGAGCUGGGCAGGUCUCACAUCACUACCUGGGUCCCUAUGGGCAGCCGCGUUCAACAGGCAAUCAUGACAUCACCACCGGACAGUCCCAUGGGUCAACUGAUGGAGCAGCUGUACGUAGGUCCCAGCAUCCCUGAGGGCGUGAUGGGCAUGUACAACGGCACCUGGGCCUACACUACCAUCACUCGCACCCUACACUACUUCCUUGACGCACACUUCGCUCAGGUGGGUUCGUGCAAUUUGUACAUUGCCUCGAGCGGCUUCUUCGGCGCCUCCAGUCUCAGCUUCGCUUUUCCUCCAGGCUCUCCACUCAAGGCUGAAGUGGACCGCAUUAUCCUCCGUCUGCACGACUUUGGCCUGAUCGAGCACCUGCUUCAGGAUCAGGUAAGGAAUUCCAGCGAGUGCCUCAAACCUGUGGGCUCCUCCCUCAGCCGGGCCGAGCGACCACUCAGCGUCAGCGACUACUUCGGGGUGCUGUAUGUCUUCGUGGCAGGCGUGAGCCUCAGCAUGGCGGUGUUGGCGGGUGAAGUGAUGGUAGCAUUAGUGAGGCGACGUCAAUUUGAGCAUGAUGGUUAGUCACCCCACAUCUGCCAACGCUUGACAUUGAACGAUUACCGACGACCAAUUAUUCAUACCACCCACUGUUCGUCCAACGAUUCUCUAGUUUUCUUCUUUGGUUCAAAUCUACCAACAUUGAAACCCUUCGUCAAUGCUUAUGAUACUUUUUUUCUUGACAAUAUACUUUUUUACUCUGAUUUCUUCCUCUUAGUAGAGUCAUGGUAGACGUUGAUUAAUCUGCCGCAUUCACUUUCAGUGUGUUUUUGUGUUUUUUCCCUCAGUAUUAACUCUGCUGGUCUCUUCUUUCAAACCUGACAAAUAGUCAGAUCCGAAGACUUCACACAGUGGAAGUUCGUGUGGCAAGUUAAUCGACUACACUGAUUGUACUUGCUCAGUUACUUUCAUGCUUAUUAUUAUUAUUAUUAUUAUUAUUAUUAUAAUGAGUAAAAUUAUCAUAAAAAUAUAAUGUGACUUAAGUAGGCAACUGAUUGUUAAUUAA